Molecule: messenger RNA, 3171 nt
Organism: Physcomitrium patens
Lineage: Eukaryota; Viridiplantae; Streptophyta; Bryopsida; Funariales; Funariaceae
Product: cleavage and polyadenylation specificity factor subunit 2
Biological process (GO): mRNA 3'-end processing by stem-loop binding and cleavage
Cellular component (GO): mRNA cleavage and polyadenylation specificity factor complex
Molecular function (GO): RNA binding
Source: RefSeq, a predicted model, not a curated record
GGGUGUGUGUGCUUGUAAUAAAUAGCUCCGGAGAAGGGAGGGACAGAGAGAGAGGCUAUGGUGGUGGCAUUGCCAUUGGCAUUGAAAUUGUGCCACCAUCCCGAACCCUUCCUUCCUUCCUUCAUCGCCUUGUCACGUUUCAUUGGUCAUCGCAAGCCACACCGCCAUUCAGCGGAACGAAGGAAACGAAAGGAAAGAGAGAGAGAGCGAGAGGGGGGGCUUUGCACGUUUUUCCAUGGAAUUGCCCGAUGCAACAGGACGACGACGACGACACUUUCCGGCACAGAUGCUCGGGCCAUGAAGAAGCUCUCAUUCGCUCUCAAGGGAGGACGGUAGCGGUGUCGUUGUAUUAGUAUUAGGCGUGUAGCGCUGCUGCUGGUUUUCUUUUUAUUUCGAUUUCGCAUUGGCUGGUGUGAGCGAGCAUAGAGGAUCGGUGAGUUCGAUGGUUGCGCGGAGGAAAGACGUUGGAGGAGCUUGAGUUAGGGUUCAGGAAGGGGACGACAUGGGGACGAGUGUGCAGGUGACGCCUCUGAGCGGGGCGCACUCUGAGGCUCCUCUCUGCUACUUGCUGCAGGUGGACGGAUUCAGGUUUCUGCUGGAUUGCGGUUGGACUGAUAGUUUCGACCUGUCGCUUUUGGAGCCUCUCAAGAGUGUGGCCCCAACAAUCGAUGCUGUUCUUUUAUCUUAUCCGGACACCAUUCAUCUGGGCGCAUUUACCUAUGCCUUUGCCAAGCUCGGGCUGCAAGCCACUAUGUAUUGUACGUUGCCGGUGCACCACAUGGGACAAAUGUAUAUGUAUGACCACGUCCUUUCUCGGAAGGCUGUCUCCAAUUUUGAUUUAUUCACCCUCGAUGAUGUGGACACUUCUUUUGCGAACUCGGUUCAGCUCAAAUAUCAACAGCACUAUCAGUUGCAAGGCAAAGGGGAAGGGAUGACAAUCACUCCUUAUGCAGCGGGCCAUCUCUUGGGUGGGACUAUCUGGAAAAUUACGAAGGACACUGAAGAAAUUAUCUACGCUGUGGACUUUAAUCACCGCAAAGAAAGGCACCUAAACAAGACCGUUUUGGAGAACUUUGUGAGACCAGCAGUGCUCAUUACUGAUGCAUACAACGCCUUGAAUAACCAACCUCCGCGGAAGCAGAGGGAUCAAGAAUUUAUUGAUAUGAUACUUAAAGUGCUUCGAGCAGAGGGCAAUGUUCUGUUGCCUGUUGAAACAGCAGGGCGUGUGCUUGAGCUCAUCUUGCAUUUAGAAAGUAACUGGGCGCAUCAACGACUUAGCUAUCCUGUUGCUCUUCUCACCAAUGUGUCCUACAGUACUGUGGAGUUCGCUAAGAGUCUGUUAGAAUGGAUGAGUGAUUCCAUUGCCAGAUCUUUCGGAAGCUCUCGGGAAAACUCAUUUCUUCUUAAGUACCUCAAGUUGUGUCAUGAUCGAAAGGAGUUCGAUGAACUACCUUCAGGUCCUAAGGUUGUUUUUGCUUCGAUGGCCAGCUUGGAGGGUGGGUUUGCUCGUGACUUGUUCGUGGAAUGGGCCACAGAUUCUCGAAAUCUUGUGCUUUUUACUGAACGUGGUCAGAUGGGAACACUUGCAAAGAAACUGCAAGCUGAACCACCCCCAAAGAUAGUGAAAGUUACAAUGAGCCAAAAGAUUCCUCUGACUGGUGAAGAACUUCAAGCUUAUGAAUUAGAGCAAAGACUUAAAAUGGCAACUGAAACAGAAGUCGAUCUCGUGGAAGAAGUUGGCCCUAAUUCACCUGAAGCUAAAGCUGUAACUGGCCCUCUUCCUCUAACUGUCGCGGAACCUGGUGGUGGUGUUCCAUUGGGUGUUGAAGGUUCACUAGCCACGAAUGAAAUACCGUCACAACGUCAGAUACUUAUUGAUGGUUUCACUGCAUCAGACAAGACUGCGGGCCCGAUGUUCCCCUUAUACGAGAAUCCAAGUGAUUGGGAUGAGUACGGAGAAGUCAUCAACCCUGAAGAUUACCGCGUUGAAGACACAGAAAUGAUGGACUAUCAAAGUUCUCAACAGGCGCCUGUUGCUGACGUUGAAGACAACACAGAUCAGGAGGCGGAAGCGAUUCUUGCUGACAGGCCUUCGAAAGUUGUCGUUAAAGACUAUACAGUUUAUGUGAAGUGUGCGCUGUACUACAUGGACUUUGAGGGGCGCUCCGAUGGCCGCUCCAUAAAAAACAUUCUGGCUCACGUUGCUCCUAUCAAGCUUGUGCUUGUACAUGGAUCAGCAGAAGCCACAGAGCAUUUGAGGCAGCAUUGUGUGAAAAAUGUGUGUCGAGAUGUGUAUGCCCCUCGCAUUGGUGAAACUCAGGAUGUCACUUCAGACCUGUGUGCAUAUAAGGUGCGUUUGACGGAGCGGUUAAUGAGUUCUGUGUUAUUCAGAAAGUUGGGAGACUAUGAGGUGGCGUGGAUAGAUGGAGAGAUCGGGAGCCAAGAAUCAGAGGGGAUGCUUCCGCUGCUUCCAUCUGAAACACCUCCACCCCACAAGUCGGUUUUUGUCGGUGAUUUGCGCCUCGCAGAUUUUAAGCAACUUCUGGCCACGAAAGGCAUUCAGGCCGAGUUCGCUGGUGGUGUACUUCGAUGUGGUGACGCAUUUGCAGUGAGGAGGAGUGGUGGAAGCCAGCAGUUGGUCAUUGAGGGCCCUUUGUCAGAAGAAUAUUACAAAUUACGGGAUCUUUUGUAUUCUCAGUUCUACAUGCUAUAAUAGCUUCCAUUUUAUUGUGAAAGCUCUACAGCCUGCGUAAACCUGGAAGAGGAGGGGUGAAGGAGACGUCAGAAUUGGCACCCGCACUUUAGAACCUUCACUGUCCUCUUACAGAGAAGAAAAGAGCCUUUUGUUACCAUGUAUGCAUUACAUUUAGUUGAAGUAGUAGUGUUGUACCAGACUCUCUUUCCUUCCACAUGCAAAAUCUCAAGAAAGAUUAUAUUUGCAGGAUACUUCGUACAAGGUGUUCUUUUUAAAGAGAGACAGCUCACAUAGCUGCUGAAUAUUCUGUCGUUGUCGAAAGGAAGAAACGAUGAGAUUCUCCGGAAGACUUUCUUAACUGCAACUGCAUAAUAGAUCGAAGAUCAUCUCACAAACUUUUCUGGGCUGGUGUGUAACGUUGACCGAGUAUAAGUUGUCAUACAAUUUAACGAUGUGUCGCCGAUCUCUUACUACUA